CUAAUGAACUUAGUGAGAGUAAUCUGAUUGGUUCCGGAAGUUUCAGGCUCUGUAUACAAAGGUGUUCUCAGAAGUGGAACUGCCAUUGCAGUUAAAGUGUUCAACCUGGAUGCGGCAUUCAAGAGUUUUGAUACGGAAUGUGAAGUUUUGCGUAGCCUUCACCAUAGGAAUCUCGUAAAAGUCAUUACUAGUUGUUCCAACCUUGAUUUUAAGGCGUUAGUGGUCGAGUAUAUACCAAAUGGAAGUCUUGAGAAGUAUUUGUAUUCGCACAACUACUUCUUAGACAUCAAGCAGAGACUAAGCAUAAUGAUAGAUGUGGCAUGUGCUUUGGAAUAUCUUCACCAUGGGUGCUCGUUGCCUGUGAUCCACUGUGAUGUGAAGCCUAGUAACGUCUUGCUGGAUGAGGAUAUGGUUGCCCACCUAAGUGACUUUGGCAUCUCAAAAUUUCUUGGUGAAUAUGAGAGUGAUUUGUACACAAAAACCUUAGCAACACUGGGUUAUAUUGGGCCAGAGUAUGGGCAAGAUGGGUUGGUGUCUACUAAAUGUGAUGUCUAUAGCUACGGGAUCAUGUUGCUUGAAACGUUUACUAGGAGAAAGCCUAAUAAUUUUGAGGGAGAUCUUAGCUUGAAGCAAUGGGUGAGUCAUUCACUCUCAGAGUCCGUAAUGGACGUCAUAGAUAUCCACUUGGUAACACCAACGGGUAAUCACUUAUGGAAGGAUCUUGAUGUCGUGGCUUCAAUCAUGAAAGUUGCAUUAGAUUGUUGUGCUGAAUCUCCAACAAGAAGGACAAACAUGAAAGAUGUUGUAGGAAUGCUACAGAAAAUAAAGAUUCAACUUCUUGUGUUUUGAGCAUGUUGUUGGAAUCUGUUCUCCAAAUCACUUGUUUGUUACAAACUUUUGCUUAAUUGUUGGAUUCCUGUAAAUAUGGUAUUCUGUUUUUUGUUAUAGAACUUGAUUUGUGCAUGAUUCUGUUGCAAUAAAUCUGCUCGUAUGGACUUUACAUGGUGCAGCCUUUUGACAGAACGCCUCAAAAAAUACUAGCAAUAAUAUUACAUUCAAAUUUAGAGUUGUACAGAGCCUUCAAAGUGCAAAUACAAAUUGGAAAGAAUAUAUCAAGACUAAAAUGACAAGAAAUAAGUUGGGCUCUAUCUUUUCUGUCUACUCAUAUCCACAGGAAGAAUCCGAGGGUAGCCUGAUGGUCAUCAAAUAAAGCUAAGAUGAGUAUAUUUUCUUUUAUGCUUGUCUCAAAGUAGACUAAACACCUAUUUACUCGAGCACGGGACAUUAUAUGGACGGUAAAACAAAUUAAUCUUCCUGAAUCACUUGUGCACAACAGAUGUUGAACCCAUGAGACAUAGCAGAGACACUAACAAUUUGCACCAAAUUCAUUUGGUCAAUAAAUGAUCAUUUCAUUUAUUUCACCUAGAUUCAUCAUCGAUCAGUAGCAAAAUUUCAAACCUUUCCACCAUAUACAUGAAUUAAUAUGGAUAUUGUGGUUAAAAAACAAGCGCAUAUUAAUCAUUAUUUUGCAGGGUAAGACUUUUAGAGAACUCUGUCUUGGGGCAUAACUUUUGUCUUGAGGCAUAACUUGUGUCGCUGAAGUUCUACCUUGGGACAUAAAUUGUGCCACAGAACUUAUGCCUAGCAAAUUUUUUU
Messenger RNA from Capsicum annuum, 1656 nucleotides. Its product is annotated as probable LRR receptor-like serine/threonine-protein kinase At3g47570. The record is from RefSeq and is a predicted model, not a curated record. Gene Ontology annotation, molecular function: protein kinase activity; ATP binding. The transcript has 2 exons. Lineage: Eukaryota; Viridiplantae; Streptophyta; Magnoliopsida; Solanales; Solanaceae. The coding region runs from base 307 to 849 and encodes 180 amino acids. Gene Ontology annotation, biological process: protein phosphorylation.